Molecule: messenger RNA, 1055 nt
Organism: Gaeumannomyces tritici R3-111a-1
Lineage: Eukaryota; Fungi; Ascomycota; Sordariomycetes; Magnaporthales; Magnaporthaceae
Product: vacuolar protein sorting-associated protein 28
Exons: 2
Coding region: 124-867 (247 amino acids)
Biological process (GO): protein transport to vacuole involved in ubiquitin-dependent protein catabolic process via the multivesicular body sorting pathway
Cellular component (GO): ESCRT I complex
Molecular function (GO): protein-containing complex binding
Source: RefSeq, a predicted model, not a curated record
CCAGGCUUCAACAUUGGGAUGACGAAGUCGCCAAAGAGGGCAGACAGACAUGUAUAAUACAAUGCACACGCGGCCAGACUGAGCGACGACGACCGCGAGCUUGAACCUCCUGGUCCCCUCACGAUGAUGCCGAUGCAGGGCUACGCGCCCACGCCGCACAGCUAUGUGCCCAACACGGCCAUGUCGGCCACCAUCAGCCUCGACGAGGAGGUGCGGCUGGCCGACACGCGCGCCGAGCGCGACCUGCAGGACUCGCUCGCCGAGAUCUUCUCCAUCAUCGUCACCGUCGACGAGCUCGAGAAGGCCUUCCUCAAGGACGCCAUCCCUGAGUCGGACUACACCGACAUCUGCGAGCGCUCCCUCAAGCAGUAUCGCUCUAUCCUGGCCGACGAGACCGUCGCAGCCGCCUUUGGCGACCUCGAGGAGUUCAAGGCCGAGUGGGACCUCGAGGUCCCCCGGGCUACAGAGCGCAUCCGGGUCGGCAUGCCCGCGACGGCGGUGCAGGCCUCAUCCGGCGGCGGCGGCGUCAACCGCAUGAGCGGGCCCGGCGACAUGGGAGGCGGCGGGGCCGGGAGCGCGCCCGGCGGAGCCCUGAUCCUGGAGGCCACGCAGGACUUCAUCACGUUCCUCGACGCCCUGCGGCUCGGCCUGCUGGCAAAGGACCAGCUGCACCCGCUCCUGACGGACGUGAUCCAGUCGGUCAACAAGGUCACGGAUCGCGACUUUGAGAACCGCGGCAAGAUCGUGCAGUGGCUCAUCACGCUCAACCAGAUGAAGGCCACCGAGGAGCUUAGUGACGUCCAGGCCCGCGAGCUGGAGCUGGACAUCAACUCGGCUUACCAGGGCUUUAAAAACAUUCUGUCUUAGAGAGCAUGUGUUUCGUGGUUGGCACGAAAACAAUCCUGUUAAUAUCUUCCCCCCUCCGGAUGGGUCGGGCAGUCUGGCUUGUUUGGAGUAGUCGAUAUAGGGGCAUGUGUGGCCCAAUUAUACCAAAAAGGUCCAGAAGCUAGGAUAGACAAAUUCCUCCUCGAAUAUUCUCCUGACCUGCUCGAGCA